AUGACUUCCGAACUGGAUCUGCUAAUUAAACAACCACAGUCGGCAGGUCAAGAGACAAAUCUGGACAUCGUGGUCAUACCGGCGAUUCGAUUGAGCAAACCAACGGAAUGGCUAGAUGCUUUUGAUGGAUGGUGGUUAAAACAUCUUGCGCAAAGUCGUAAUGCUCAUGCUACCGUUUGGGCAUAUAGUUACAGCAGUAAACAAACCAGCUCUAUCCCGACGCAGCUGAUCAACGAGGGUGUUACACUUCUCGAAGCUUUGUCCAACCUCUGCAACAGGAGCCGAAAGAAAGUUCCUAUCAUUUUCAUCUGUCACGGUACGGGAGGGUUACUCCUCAAGAAGACACUUUGCCUUUGCAGAGAACAGUACCACCAAUAUCGCCAUAUCCUUGAUCUUGUCUCUGGCUUUAUAUUUCUUGGUUCGCCGCAUUUCACUCAGGAUAUCGUCGAAGCUCAAAAUUGUCUUGACUUAUUAUUAACAUUCCUGAACGGGGGUAAUGGGAGGAGUCGGUCAAGACAGAACGAGGUCAAACAUCUCAUUGAAGUCUGCAAGACCUUCGAAACAUUUAUGACUGAGGUCCCGAUCCUCUCGGCAUAUGAGAGCAUGGAGACUAUAAAUAACCAAGGUUUUUUCUCAAAGUUGGGUCGCAAGGGCCGAGGCCCGGCUGUACCCCAGUCCCUUGGUACUCUCAAAGUUAGAGGCGAAAGGUCAAUAGACAGCGAAUCCGAUCAUAUCAACAUCUGCAACGUUUCCAUGAUAAGCAAGUUAUACAAGGCAUGCCAGGACCUUGUACGAGACGUUAUGAAACGCGCGCCUCGAAGGAUUGCGGAAAACGAUAGGCCUUAUGAGAUUCCCGGAGCCCUAAAGAGCGACAGUCUUCGGAGUCCAAGUACCGCCGGAUGGACAAGAAUCCAAGACAUGUCGUCCCAUGAUGCGUCCCUUUCGAAUCCAUCUCCAAUUCGUGCCGCCACAGGAACGUUGAGUGGGAGUUCAUAUGAGCAUGUUGCGACUGAAGUAAAUCUGGAUGUGGCUAUCCGAGAUCCAAAGCUGCCAUGUUACAUGCUUGGAGAUCAUUGUCAAAAAGAUUACUUUGCAGGUCGUGAGACCAUACUGAAAAGAAUUGAUGAUCACCUUCUCUACCCGAUUUCCCAAGAUAUGGCAGACCCUGGAAUCUGCCAGGAUACUGACUUCACUCUUGGCCUUCGAUCCUUCGCCAUUUGUGGCCUGGGAGGCAUUGGCAAGACAGAAUUAGCAAUUCAGUAUGCUCACACACGAAAGAACCAAUUCGAAGCUAUUUUUUGGCUCAAAGCAGACGACAGUAAAGUUCUUGCAUCGGACUUUGCCAACAUAGCGGUUCGACUAGGGCUUGAAGAUGACAUCUCCCUUGACAUCACGGCAAGUCGCGACAUUGUCAUGGGCUGGCUGGCGAAACCGCUUAGGGACUCCACCCAGCCAGACGACUCAGGAAACUAUGUAAAGUGGCUCCUGAUCUUCGACAACGUCGACAAUCUCGAUGUUCUUGCAGACUUCUGGCCGAAUCUUGGCUCUGGUUCUGUGCUGGUUACUAGUCGCGACCCCAAUGCUAAGCAGAACAUACACAUUCACCAUGGGUUACACCUCCCUCCAUUAACGAAUGCCGAGACAGAAAAUCUGCUGCAGAAACUUACAAACGUGACGGCUGAUGGAAUACAACAAGAGGCCCUGGCCAAAAUAGCGCAGGAGCUUGAUGGGCUACCGCUAGUCGUCAACCAGAUCUCUGGAUUGAUUCGGUCACUUCGACUUUCUUAUGUGGAUUUCUUGAAAUACCUUCAAAAAUACGGAAUCGAAAGGUUCUAUGAGAGGCAACUAACUACAACUGACUCUGGCAAGAUUCAGUCACUAGUGACACUUUGGGCUUUGGACCGGCUUCCUCCCCCGACCAAGGCCUUGCUAGAGAUCAUCUGCUUACUGGAUCCUGACGACAUCCCCGAGGACGUUUUAAUCGACAACGAUCACCAGGUUGAGCUCCCCGGAUAUCCAACAGACAUGGAAAGUUAUUACAGCGCUAGAAGUGAGCUUUUGUCUUCCUCUCUCGUGAACCAAAUGAACAACAACAAGUUGUCACUGCAUCGUCUUGUCCAAGACGCAACCAAAACCAUGAUGGGUCCUGAAAGGUUAGCCCAAGCCUUCCAAUCAGCGAGUAAAUUGUUGGUUUCCGCCUGGCCUUUUCAGUCCAUUAAAGAGCACCACUCGACUGUAAGGUUUGGCAAGUGCGAAAUGCUUUUUAGCAGUGUCCUUCGUUUCAAGGAUGGCCUCCAAGCGAUGCUCCCGGGCGACAUCAAUUUAGCUUUGGAUCUGUCUAUUGCACGACUAUUCAACGAUACGGGAUGGUACAUGUUUGAACGUGGUCUGCAAGAGCAGACGAAACCGUUUUGCGAGCUAGCUCUCGAAAUUGCAAAAAGUAUAAAGAACAAGGACAGCGCAGAAGCGGCCGAGUGCAUUCGAGAAAUCCACUCAGUAUUAGGAAUCGCUCUUGUCGAGACGAAUGAGCACCGUUUGAGUAUGCAACACAAAGACAGAUGGCUGAAAAUGUUACUUGAGAGAAGAUCCGAGUCAGGAAGCGCCAUCGAAGACUACGAACUAGGGUAUGCCUACAAUGAGAUCGGUGUGGCUCAUGGGAAUAAGGGCGACAUUGAGAAAGCAAUUGAUGCUUUCAUUCGAUCAAUCCAGAUCUUCCAAGGGUUGGAAGACUACGAAGAUAUCAUGCUCGGGUGGCCCGAGCCAAACUUGGGAUUCAUGUAUUGGUUAAAAGGGGACUUGGAUAAAGCUGAGACGGCUCUUGUGGAGAUUCUUGAUAUCCAUGCCGCCAAAUGGGGAGUGGAUGACACUCAUUCCUUCAAAACAGGGAAAAUUCUGUAUGGCUUGGGCAACGUACUAGAGUCGAAAGGCCAGUUCAGCGAGAGUCUCGAGUUUCACGUACGUUGUCUCCAGCAAUACAAAGCUGUCCUUGGUAUGAAGCACCACAGAGUUGGGGAUGUAUGCCAUAGACUCGCUGGGCACUAUAUGAGACUGGAACUAUAUGAGGAAGCCCGGGGAUAUAUCGACACUGCUUUGGAAAUAUUCCAAUCACGUUCGUACUUGAUCAACGAAUACGCCCGAACGGCCUACAGAAAAAGCCAGUUGCUUGAAUUACUGGGUAAUCAUGACGAGGCAAGGGAAGUGAUGGAAAAGGCGUAUAAAGCACGAAGGAUUGCAAAGCCGGGGGACCCUCGGUCGAUGGAUAAACUAGUUGAGCGCGAUUACGACGAGUUGGUUGCAUUUUGGUCUCGAUAA
Fusarium poae is the source of this 3312-nucleotide messenger RNA. RefSeq lists its product as uncharacterized. Bases 1 to 3312 code for a protein of 1103 amino acids. The transcript has 9 exons. Gene Ontology annotation, molecular function: protein binding; ADP binding. The record is from RefSeq and is a predicted model, not a curated record. Lineage: Eukaryota; Fungi; Ascomycota; Sordariomycetes; Hypocreales; Nectriaceae.